GAAACACAAGGCAGGCGGAGGAGCUGCUGAGAGCUGGACUGGCGGCGGCACCGCUGCCUUCUGACUACUGAGCCCUCCCGGGAGCCCAUGUCCUGCAGAAAGUGCCCAGGGCCACAGUGGGGCAACUGACACCGAGUUAUUACCCCCAACCUCAUGCUCUGAAAGUGAAGUGGAUUUCCACCUGGCACUGAAGAAGUUAAUAUAUCCCCCUGGUUUGGGACAGUGCAAUAGACUGAUACCAUGACGGGCGUGACUUGCCCCAGCGAUGAUCACGGAGUAAUAAAGGGCCACACAGGGCGCAGGAAAGAGCAUGGCACAGGGGCGGGCAGCCCACCUAUGUGGCACAGCGCCGAUGGGUCCCACAUCAUCUCAGAUCCGGGGAGGGGGGCGCCACACGGAGCCGUGAAGAAGCACCAUCACAAGCACAGCAUCAAGCACAGAUAUGAACUGCUGGAGACCCUGGGCCGGGGGACGUACGGCAAAGUGAAGAGAGCCACAGAGAAGGCCACUGGGAAGAUGGUCGCUGUGAAGUCAAUUCAGAAAGAUAAGAUCACGGAUGAGCGGGACAGAGUGCACCUUCAGCGAGAGAUUGAGAUAACUGCGCUGCUGCAACAUGAACACAUUAUACGGGUUUUUGAAGUGUUCGAGAGCAGAGAUAAGAUAAUCAUUGUCAUGGAGUACGCCAGCAACGGGGAGCUCUACGACUUCAUCAAUAAUAAGCAUCAGAUUCCAGAAAAUGACGCUCGGAGAUUCUUCCGUCAGAUUGUUUCUGCCGUGCACUACUGCCACAAGAAAGGGAUUGUACACCGGGAUAUUAAACUGGAGAACAUUCUUUUGGAUGACAACUUGAAUGUAAAGCUUGCAGAUUUUGGGCUAUCAAAUCAUUUCCAAAAACACCAAGUCUUGGAAACGUACUGUGGCAGUCCUCUCUAUGCAUCCCCUGAGAUUGUGAAAGGAUUGCCCUACCAAGGACCAGAAGUUGAUUGCUGGGCCCUGGGUGUACUACUUUAUGCUCUGGUUUAUGGAAUUAUGCCAUUUGAAAACAGUAACUACAAGUCCCUUGCUGAACAGAUAAGCCGUGGCCAGUACAGGGAGCCUCCACAUCUCUCAGGUGCAUUUGGACUGGUUGACUGGAUGCUCACAGUGAAUACAUCAAGCAGAGCCACCAUAGAAGACAUUGCCAACCACUGGUGGGUCAACUGGGGAUAUGACACAGUGGUGUGUGACUGUGAAUUGGCGCCUGAAUGUCAUUCCCCUCUAUUAGCCCGGUAUAUAGAGUGCCAGAACACACAAGGUUUCCAAAUGACAACGAUGGAACAUCAGCAAGAUGAGCUAAGAAAAGAAGAGGAGUAUGAAGUUUGCCUUAGGAAAUCUAAGAAGGAAAAUGAUAUUAUUCAGUCCCAGCAAGAAAUUGACUUGAAUAAUACAAUCCAAAUACCCAAAGGAAUCCUUAAGAAAAGAAGCAGUUUUGACAGCGCAUUUUUGACCUCUUCUAAUCUGUCCGAAGAGCGGCCUCAAAACUGUACCCAGGUAAAUAAAGACUCGCAAAGCCCACCCUUGUACAGUACAGUCAGUCCCAUAAAUACUGAAGCUAUUUUUAAGAUGCCAAAGAAAGGAAUACUUAAAAAAACAUCAUACGAAAGGGAAUCUGGUUAUUCGUCUUCCCCGGAAAGGAUCAUGUCAACAGAAUGUCCAAAAACAUCUCACCAAGUUCUACAAAAUAAAAGGAGGUCAGAGAACGAGUUCAAGAGAAAAAAAGGUAUUCUGAAAACAACUGGCCGGUUUUCAGGCACUUUAGACGCCGCAGGGGAUGGUUCAGUGAAUAGUCUCUCUGGUUCCUUGGAAGACUUGUUCCUUUCCAAUGAAGGACCUGCUAAAGGCCCAAGUCGGCCAUCGAGUGUCAUUAGCGAUGACAGCUUUCUCUCUAGUGAUUCAUUUGACCUGGUUGAUGUGACUUCUGAGAAAAAAAGUCAGUUUUUUUCCUACAGUCCCCAAAGCAACUUUUCCAGUUCUGAGGAAGAAGAUGGCUUGUCAAGCAAGAUUACUGGGGUUCACUAACUGAAAAGACCUUUUUUUUAUAUAUACCUAAGUGCCUUAUGAAAAGCUGAAAUCUUGUGUAGAUAUAUGGUGGACACUGGCCUUAGCUGCAAUGAUGUAUGAUAGUCCAAUAGAACUCCUGGAAUUCAGUGAGGAACCUGAAUCAUUUUAGACGCUAUCCCAGAGUUCUAAUGUACAGGUUUUCGUUAGGUAUAAUUUCACAGUUAAAAGGAAGUUGGCAGUCCCAUGACUACAUUGGGUGUAUAGGGAUCCCUUCACUUGAUCUUUUUAUUAAAAUGCUCUUCAACCAUCUGCUGGAUUUCGCCAACAUAUAGAGAAGCGUCAUCUCUGAUUGUAGGCUCCAUCAGUCAGUUACCCAUACCCACUGUUCAUCCCUCUGCUUUAUAAUGCAGUCCAGGUAAUAUAGGCUCCUGCAAAGUAAUUGGUGCCAAUGAGAUUUAUGCUUUGGUAAAUUGACCACAAGCUGCAUUCAAGUUGUGCUUCCCUCAGUAGGAUUUGCAGAGUCAUUUCUGGUGCAAUGAUGCUUGCUUUCCAACAAUUCAUUAGGUGAAAUAAAUAUGAGCCCAGGAAGUAAGGAGACAGUGGUGUAGGUGAAAGCUAUUUUGCUUCUUUGUGUUAUUUCUAAGCUGUCCAUUCCCAUAAUCCUUGAUCAUGAUCCAUUUAUUAUAAAUGAAACCUCACCCUAAUAUCUGUAGCCCCUAGUUUCUGCUUGAUCUUUUAUUUACCAUUCAUUUUAAAGCUUUUCAUCCCAUUUCAUUAAAAAGUAUAACAUGUCCCAUAAGAUUGUGAUAUGGGUAAAAAUUACUAAAAUACCAGAAACAAAAGAAAAAAAAUCCCCUCUGUGAAGGAAAUACCAGAGACGGUAUUUAAUUACAUUUACAUAAGAUUCAGAGCCAAAGAAAGUAUUGUAAGAAAAUGCGGAAAUGCCAGAGCAUUCCGUAGAAGAGUGAUUGGCUCGGUGAACUCAGACAAAGGGCUGCCUGCUACUGAACUCUCCUCUAUUCCCAUGUCGGUUCUUUGGGAUUUUGGGAAAGUCAACUAUUUUUGUAAUAACGUUUGCUUUCUCCAAUCUUGCAGUAUAGACUAUGUAAUGCAUACUGGGAUUAUUGCCAGGAAUCAUCAACAGCCCUUCUGAGGGGUUAUUUCAGAAGGUUCAUGCAUUGUUUUAGGGAUGUAGCCAAUGAAAUGACUGUACACUGCAGGGAAUCAUACUCACUUCACUGAGGUUUUGAUACUUCAUUCUAAAGUUCUAUUUUAUGAUUAAAUGUAUGGGAAGAAAGACAUGAUACUUUAUGUUUCUGAAUGUAUAAGAGAUUAUGCUGGAUUAAACUGCUGAGAGAAGCAUUAUGGCUUUAGGCUUAUAUCACAUGGGGCAGUUUCUUGGUGAAGAAAAAUGCCCAUACCAUGUCCAUUGACUUUAAUAGUAGACGUCUGACGCUGCUGGUAGCCUUCAGCACUCAAAAUCCAUUUUAAAGCACUGUCUGUGCCAGUGGAGUCAAACAGAUUCUGUUAGGUCAAAAGGAGGAAACCCAGAUUCUGAAAGUCCAUAUAGGGGUUGCCAAAUAGCCAAUUUCAGCCCUUAUUUGGCACCUCCGGGAACAUUUUUUAUGCUUGUGUUGCUCCCCAAAUACUUUUACAUUUGACUGUGAUUUAUGGGUUAAAAAGCCCCAUGUGACUUUACCUUAUUGCUGUAUGGUGGUUGUACCCCUCUCCUGCCAAGACAAUGGUGUUGGAAUGGAAGUAAUCUGAAAAAGAUUUCCCAAAUAUACAUUUCUCUGGUGGUUUUAUGUAAGAAUUAGAAAUCUUACCGUAUGUAGCAACUUCUUGCCAAGGCCCUAUAAGCCAACAACAUCUGCAAGCAACAGAGAUGCAUCAUUAAAAAGUCAUUAAGCUCAACCGUGCUAUUAUCAUCCAAUUCCCAGGGGCUCUUCCAAUAAAUGCCAGUAACUAAUUUUAAACGUAGGAUUAAAAAAGGAAAACCUCCAAGCUAAAAUACCUAUCUGUGAAAGCCAGCAAACAUUUCCUGGUUGUGCUGCUAGAAUAUUUAUUAUAUGUGUUUACUAAUGUCUGAACCUUCAGCUGUUUAAUGUCAUACAGACAAUGGAUGCUGUGAAAUGUCUCGCCAUACUUACUUACCGGUUAAAUUAAUUUCAUAAAUGAGUCCAGAAGUGGAAAAUGCGUUCUGUAAUAAACCCGACAAAUUCUUUUCAUGGGAUUUCUAUGUUAACAAAUGGCUAUUAUUAAAUAGCUAUGCAGCCUUUAUCAAAUGAAAUACAGAUUAAUGUUUUAAAGAGUC
This is a messenger RNA of Xenopus tropicalis (tropical clawed frog), 4354 nucleotides long. Its product is annotated as NUAK family SNF1-like kinase 1. The transcript has 8 exons. The record is from RefSeq and is a predicted model, not a curated record. NCBI's taxonomy places the organism in Eukaryota, Metazoa, Chordata, Amphibia, Anura, Pipidae. Bases 241 to 2058 code for a protein of 605 amino acids. Gene Ontology annotation, molecular function: kinase activity; ATP binding; nucleotide binding.